Messenger RNA from Gadus morhua (Atlantic cod), 15206 nucleotides. RefSeq names its product FAT atypical cadherin 2 (gene fat2). The record is from RefSeq and is a predicted model, not a curated record. The transcript is spliced from 29 exons. Gene Ontology annotation, cellular component: plasma membrane. Gene Ontology annotation, molecular function: calcium ion binding. Lineage: Eukaryota; Metazoa; Chordata; Actinopteri; Gadiformes; Gadidae. The coding region runs from base 371 to 13525 and encodes 4384 amino acids. Gene Ontology annotation, biological process: homophilic cell-cell adhesion.
AGGAGGGGAGAGGGGAGAGGCAGUCAGAGGUGUCUCUUCACCACUCUGGUUCACACAAGUUUAGCGGUAGCGCGCUAGGUACUCAGAACACUCUUUUGACAGUGUGUGAGCGUGAGUGUAUUUGUGAGUCCUCACCAUGGAGCCUACUCCAGACGGCUACAGUUGUUCACCGCUGCUCCUCUCUUUGCUGUCCAAGGAUUCCUAAAGGCUCCCAAGAAGAACAGAGAGAAGACGGACUGAGAGAACACUGAGAGAGAGAGUUAAAGCGUGGGGUGAAAGCGGGGGACUUCACUCAAGCGACCGUUUGGGGCGAUAGAGGGAGACUUUACCUGAGGAACGGAUUUGGAGAAACUCAGGGUGUGGAGGGCGCAUGGAAAAGCUGAAUAUGGCUUUUCCAAACGAUGUCUUCCUGUUGGCCACCACCAUCCUCCUCCUCAAUACAGGGGUCUGUGAUGGGAGCAAAGCAAAGGGGAAAGACAGCUCACCCUUCCGGUUCACGCAUCACCUCUACAACACCACCAUCAAGGAGAACUCUGCCCCUCGGACAUAUGUAGAGACGCCAGUCAAGAUGGGCAUCCAAUUGGCCGAUUCUUCCUGGGACAUCAAGUACAGUCUAGUCACCGGGGAUGGCGAUGGUCUUUUCCAAGUUGAAUCUUUAACGAUCGGGGAUAUCUGUUUCCUGCGGAUUCAAACACGCAGAAGUAACUCUGCGCUUCUGAACAGAGAGGUGCGGGACAGUUACGUCCUCACCGUGGAAGCCACCGAGAGCACUCAUGACUUCAAGGCCAAGACCAAGGUGUCCGUCCUAGUGCUUGACACCAACGACCUGAAGCCCCUUUUCCUUCCGGCCUCUUACAACGUCGCUAUCAGAGAAGACACCCCCCUAAGGACGAGCGUGGCAAGGGUCAGUGCCACCGAUGCUGAUAUCGGGAGUAACGCCCAAUUCUAUUAUUCCUUCACCAGCAGAGCCCAUCCGUUUUCCGUGGAUCCUUUCACAGGGAUUGUCAGCCUUGCAAAGAAGCUAAACUAUUCCCGUUCGGCUCAUUACCAACUUACCAUCCUAGCCGAGGACAGGACGAAGAAGAUCUCCGGUGUUCAAAAGUUUGGCAAUGUUGCUCGGGUAUCAGUGAAGGUUCAGAAGGCCAACAUUGCCUCUCCUGUAAUCCCACCUGUUGGAAAGCAAGUGUUUUUGGCUGAUGGGAAAAUAUCAGUGAGUGUCCUUGUGGAGGCAGGCAUAAAGCCAGUGGAAUCCUUAAGUAUUGUUGGAGGGGACCCUCACAAGUGUUUUGAAAUUGUCCCCGCAGGAGUAGAAGCUGGGAGAUUUCAGUUGAUCUCAACCAAGAGGAUUAUGUGGCAUCAGUUUCCGUUUGGACUGAACCUGUCCCUUCAAGCUAAAGACAGCGGCUCUCCCCCCUUACUGUCAUCUGUUACCGUGAUCCACAUUCCUCAAGAUAACUCCACCCGCCUUGCUUUCCUUGAAGACACUUACAUUGUUACACUUAGUGAGUUUUCCCCGCUAAAGACUCAUGUGGUCAUGGUUUCUGUAAACCCAGGCUCCUUAAAUGUCACAUUUAGCAUCAAGAACAACCCAGACAGCAAGAGUUUCAAAAUAAACCCCAAAACAGGGAUUAUUGUCACAACCAAAAAAUUUGACUAUGAAAGAAAGAACCGUUAUGAGUUUGAUGUAAUGGCUAACCAUGGGCAAGCUGAAACUCACGUAGUGGUGGAGAUAACUGAUGAAAACGACAACAGCCCAACAUUUUCCCAGGUUUCCUACAAGGCCUCUGUGGCGGAAAACGGCCCCGUCGGCAGCAGUGUCAUACAGGUUGUUGCCGAAGACCAAGACAAAGGUAAAAACGGCAUCAUAACCUACGCCAUCGCCAACACCGACACCAUACCGUUCACCAUCGACCCCUUCACAGGCCUGAUCUCAACAUCUGAACACCUGGACUAUGAGCGGAUGAAGCGUGUGUUCCAUCUCAGGGUGUGGGCCCUUGACAGUGGGAGUCCAUUCAGCCACGUCAGCGAGUGUGCAGUGACCAUCACCAUGAGCAACGCAAACGACAACAUACCACUGUUAGAGAGGGUCGGCUGCAACUCCACUGUGCCGCUACAUUUACCCGUUGGGAACCCCGUCGUUGAGCUGUCCGCCAUUGAUCUUGACGAGCUCAAUCAGCUCAGCUACGUCAUCGAGUCCGGGAACGAGCUUCAACUGUUUUCUAUCAACUCUGUGACUGGACUCAUCACGUUGAACCAGCCUAUUAACCCUGUUUUAGUGGGACAUUCUUUAUCUCUGAGAGUCAGAGCCACAGACGGGAAACACCACUCAGAACCUUCUGUGGUCAGCAUCAUUCUAACCGAGGAAGGGACCGAUGCUACCAUUCGCUGUCAGGAGACAGGCAUCUCCAGACAUCUGAAGGAUCAACUGAUAGAGUCUAUCAAGCCAGGUUUAAUGGAGCAGGAUGAGGAGUCUUACUCCGAUGUUCACAUCAUUAACAAACACUCUCCAAGGUUUGAGUCGAGCAUGACUUCCUCCAUCGACCUGUCAGAGGACUACCCCCUCAAUUCCACCAUUGUUAAAUUCAUGGCCACGGACAAUGACACUGGUUUCAACAGCAAGCUUGUGUAUGCUAUAUCCAGUGGCAACGAGGAUGGUUGUUUUUCUAUAAGCACCUUCUCCGGAGAACUCCAAUUAGUUUGCCCCUUGGACAGAGAGAGCAGAGAGUUUUACAUCCUGAACAUAACCGUUUACGAUUUGGGGAUACCUCAAACAUCCUCGUGGAAAUUCAUGGCGGUGAACGUGCUGGACGUCAAUGACAACGCUCCCUUCUUUGAUCAGCCGAGAUACGUGGUGCGCGUCCCAGAGAACACAGAAGUGGACGUCAGUGUAUUUAAAGCACAUGCUGUAGAUCUAGACUCUGAGGCCCGUGGUACUAUCCAGUAUUCCCUCCGUUCAUCUUCUGAGGUAUUUAAAGUUGAUGGGCUUACCGGAGAGGUCAGAGUGACGGCAAAUCUGGAUAGAGAGUCAACACCUAGAUAUGAUCUCCAGAUCGAAGCAAGAGAUCAGGCCGAUGUUGGCCAACAGCUGUAUUCCACCAUGGAUCUGGUUGUGGUGUUGCAGGAUGUCAACGACAACCCACCAAAGUUUGUCCCCAGAACCUACAAAAUAAAAGUCCCCGAAGAUGUCCCUGUGGGCACUGUGUUGGUUUGGGUGGACAGUGUUGAUCUCGACCAGGGAAGUGGAGGCCUCAUCACCUAUAACCUCAAGAACACAGAGAGCGGGAUCUUUAACCUGGACGCCUCUACAGGGUCCUUGACACUGGAGAAGGAGCUGGACUUCGAGAGAAGGCCGUCUUACAACCUCACUGUCCGUGCCGUGGACCAUGGCCUCCCUCGUUCCCUCUCCUCUUCAUGCUUUGUGGAGAUUCAGGUUCUGGACGUCAACGAGAACAUCCACCGGCCCACGUUCUCCGAGUUCGUGUACGAGGCCGCCGUGAUGGAGGACGCCGCGGUAGGGACUUCUGUCUUGACGCUCACCGCAUCAGACAAGGACCUGGGCCGGGACGGAACCCUACGGUAUCAUAUCCAGGAUGGAUCGGGCCUGGGAGUCUUCACCAUCGAUGAGGAAACAGGUGUGAUCCGUACGACAGUAGCGCUGGAUCGCGAGGCCGUCCCCAACUACUGGCUCUCGGCCUAUGUGACGGACCUGGGCACGGAGCCAUUGGCGUCGUGGACCCAUGUCUUCCUGGAGGUCCUUGACGUCAACGAUAACCCCCCCGAGCUGUCCCAGCCGGUCUACUCCGCCACCAUCCCGGAGAAUGCUGCCAAGGCCCGGCAAGUCCUGCAGCUCCACGCCUCAGACGCAGACUCCUCGUCUGAGGGGAAGCUAUCCUACCACAUGCUGGAGUCCCAGCGCACCUACUUUGACAUCCAGCCCAAGACAGGUGUGAUCCUGACACUGGCUGAACUAGACCGGGAAGAUAAAGAGGAACACACUAUAGAGGUCAUAGUCUCAGACCACGGGUCUCCAGCGCUGAGCUCCACCGCCACAGUGAUCAUCCGGGUCCUGGACCAGAACGACAACCGGCCGAAGUUCACCGACAAGCUGUUCCACAUCACGCUGCCCGAGCAGCGGGCGCACGCCAACACGCAGGAAGUGUGCCGCAUGGUUGCCCGCGACGACGAUGCGGGCACAAACGCAGAAGUCACCUACAGUCUCCAUGACAACACGGACGACAGGUUCCAGGUCGACCCGCGCACCGGGGCAGUAACGUCCCAGGGCCCCUUUUGGGCGGGAAACUAUAGCAUCCUCACGAUCAAAGCCACAGACGGCGGUAGACCGUCGCAGUCGUCGACCGCACGCCUGGACGUGGAGUGGGUCGCCGUGCCGACAGCCUCCUCCGAGCCAAUGACAUUCGACGAGCCGCAGUUCACUUUCGCCGUCAUGGAAACCGAGCCUGUCACUCACAUGGUCGGUAUUAUCAUGACGGAGACGCACAGGUUGAGGUGGUUCACCAUCACAGGGGGUGAUGAAGAUCAUGACUUUGACAUUCAGAGGAACAUGGGCACCAUCCUCAUCGCCCGCCGCCUGGACGCCGCUCGGCGCUCUAACUACAACCUGACCGUCAGCGUCACGGACGGACAUCACACCGCCACCACACAGGCCUACAUCCGUGUAAUCGACAUGAACCAGCACCGCCCCGCCUUCCUGAAGUCGCUGUACGAGGUCCGUGUCCCAGAGGACACCUCUCCCUGGAAGGACGUCCUGCAGGUCAGUGCAGAGGAUCAGGACUUCAACAGCAAGCUAGUCUACUCCAUCCACAGCAGCCUCCACCCUGACAGCCUCAAGUACUUCCACCUGGACCCCAAGAGCGGAGUGCUGGUCCUGACCGAGGCGCUGGACUACGAAGACAUCACUGUCCAUACACUCGUCAUCAUGGUCCGCGACCAGGAUAUCCCGGUAAAGAGGAACUUUGCGAGGGUGAUGGUGUAUGUGGAGGACUGCAACGACCAUUCCCCCAUAUUCCUGAGUCCCCGCUUUGAGGCUAUCCUCUCCAACAUGGCGGCCACGGGGUCGCAGGUUAUUCAGGUCAAGGCGCUGGACAAGGACACGGGCAGCAACGCGGACAUCGCCUAUUCUCUGCACUCCGGUAACAUCGACCAUCUCUUCUCCAUUGACCAAGUGCUGGGAUCCAUCAGUUUAACCAAACCUUUGGACCUCCAUCCCCAAGAGAAGUUCCAGCUGACUGUGAAGGCCACCGACCAGGGCUUCCCUCAGCGUAGCGACGUCUGCUCCCUCCACAUCUCCGUCCUCAUCUCUGAACAAACCCCUCCAGCCUUUACAUCCGAGGAGUACUUUGCUGAGAUUAGUGAGCUCAGCUCUCCUGGAUCGUUGCUGGUGACCAUUUCCGCCUCAAGCCCGGCAGCAGUACACUAUGGUGUCAAAAGCGGCGACCCCAAUAGGACUUUUCAAAUUAACCCUUACACCGGUUCAAUUUCCGUCCUGAAGCACUUGGACUUUGAGAAACACGACUCGUAUAAGCUCCGUGUGACGGCCUCCACUUCGGCCGGGGCAUUGUCCGAGGCGGUCGUCCACGUCUACGUGAUCGACGAGAACGACAACGCUCCCGUCUUCCAGCAGCGGGAGUACCGGGGGCAGAUCAGUGAGGCUGCUCACGUCAACAGCAUGGUGAUGGGAGAGGGCAACACCCCGUUGGUCAUCCAGGCCUUGGACGCAGACCGAGACUCAAACUCACUGUUGGUCUAUCACAUUGUGGAACCAGAGGCGCUUAACGUUUUCAAGAUAGACCUCAACAUGGGCACACUGUCUUUAGCGUCACCAGUUGAUUUCGAGGCCAAGGCCGUGCAUCAUUUCAGUGUGCAGGUGAAGGACUCUGGGGAGCCAUCGAGGUAUGCUGAACAUGCUGCCAAGGUCACCGUUCACAUUAUGGACCUGAAUGACUCCCCGCCACAGUUCACAGCACCGGAAUACGAGGCAUCCAUCAUCUUCCCAGCUGUCAUAGGCACAGAGGUUUUACAGAUUUCGGCCGUUGACGCUGACUCGGAAAUCUCCUAUUUCAUCACAGAGGGCAAUCUUCACGAUGCCUUUUCAAUCCACCCCAAGACUGGAGUCAUCCGCGUGAUUGAUAGCCUUGAAUACAGGCCGCUUUAUGAGCUUGUUGUGAAAGCUACCGAUGGGCUCUAUAAAGACUCUGCUAUUGUCAAGGUGCAUUUAUUUAACUUGACAGCAAGUGGCCUUGGAUUUAGGGAGAAAUCCUAUUCAGCCAGGGUUGUGGAGAACCAAUCAUUGGUUAAAACAUUAGCAGCCCUCAGACCCACUGGCUGCCACCGGAACGAACCUCUUGUGUUUACCGUUCUGAACCCGAAGGGUCGGUUCACCAUAUCCCAAACGUCAGGUAUUCUUGAAACCACAGGUGUCCCUUUUGACAGAGAGGAGCAGGACAUGUACGAGGUAGUAGUUGAGGUUCGUGACCUGAGGGUACCACCUAGAAGGACCAAAACCCAGGUCAAGGUCUACAUAGACGACGUGAAUGACAAUGCCCCACAGUUUCUCAACCUGCCGUUCUCCAUGUUGGUCUCAGAGGACUCGGAGCCAGGGGAUGUUUUAUAUCAGGCGAUGGCCAAUGACAGAGAUCUUGGAGAAAAUAAAUCCAUCAUCUACUCCCUCGAGGAAGACUUUGGUCUGUUCAGGAUCGACCCUAGGGUGGGGGAUGUGUCCCUUCAACGACCCCUUGACUUUGAUGUUCUGAACAAGUAUGUCCUCACCAUCCUGGCCGAGGAUAACGGUGAACCCAGUCAUAGCACAACAGCACAGCUCAGCAUCCAAUUGAGAAACCGAACAAAUCCUGUUUUCCAGACAUUGCUUUAUCCUCUUAAAGUCCCAGAGAACGUUCCUCCCUUCACCACCAUUUUACACGUGCAGGCUAGGAAUCCAGAGGGCUAUCGGCUCAUUUAUAGCUUGGAGGAGGACAACAGUACGAAACAUUUCCAUAUAGACUUCAAAACAGGAGUGCUAACUGUUACAAACCCGUUGGACUACGAGAGCCAGUCCAUGCAUGUUUUGACUGUGCGUGCCACCGAUUCUGUGACAGGAGCUUUCUCUGAAGCCUCCGUUGAAAUUGAAGUGGAGGACGUAAAUGACAAUGCUCCGAUUUUCUCAAAGUUACCGUUCUCUGUGGACAUUCCGGAGGGCCUUCCUGUCGGCAGCUCCGUUUUACAGGUAUUUGCCUCAGACAGGGAUUCUGAGAGAAAUAAAGAUCUGAUGUUCCAAAUGGUAAAAACAGAAGGGAACGAGACAGAUUUCUUUGAGUUAGACCCGGACACUGGACUCAUUGUAAACACUCAGAUACUGGAUCAUGAAACCACCAAGCAAUUUCAUUUAAAAAUCAAAGUAACUGACAAUGGCACCGUUCCUCUUAGCACUGAGGCCAAUGUCGUCGUUAACGUCACUGACGUCAACGAUAACCCACCAAACUUUGCUGAUUCCCAGUAUGAUGUAUCACUGGACGAGAUGGCAAAGUGUGGGCACAUCGUUAUCAAAAUUCAGGGCUCGGAUCCAGACGACAAGGAUUUGAAUGACCUCAAGUACAGAAUCCUGUCCGGAAACGAAGCCCGGCAUUUUAACAUCAACGAAUCCUCUGGGCUUAUCUCCUUCUCUAAUGUAUGUAAGAGAAAUCUGAACCCCUACUACAACCUGACGGUGGCUGUAUCAGAUGGAGUCUUCCAGAACACAGCACCAGUGAAUAUAGAAAUGAUGAACAGUAACCGACACAGUCCCUACUUCAAACAGAACCUCUAUGAGGCAGAGCUGGCCGAAAACGCAGACGCUGGAACACGUGUGAUCCGCUUGGCGGCCAUAGACCCCGACGACGGGCCGUACGGCAGUGUGGACUACACCAUCAUCAACAAACUAGCGGAUGACAAGUUUGCCAUCGACAGCAAUGGGCAGAUUAUCACAACACAGCCGCUCGACCGAGAGAACCCGACCCAGAGAGUGGUCGCCAUUAAGGUGAUGGCUAAAGACGGAGGCGGGAGGGUGGCGUUCUGCACGGUGAAGAUCAUCCUCACCGACGAAAACGACAACGCGCCCCUCUUCAAGGCCACAGAGUACCAGGUGUCCAUCCAGUCCACCGUCAACAAGGGUUCCCCCGUCAUCCAGAUCAUGGCCUACGACGCAGACGAGGGUAAGAACGCAGACGUCACCUACAUGGUGGACGAGGCGGAGGAGGUGACGGAAGACAUCAUCGAGGUCAACCCUUUCACCGGCGUGGUCAGCAUCAAGGAAAGUCUGGUGGGCAUGGAGAACAAGAUCUUCAACUUCAAGGUGAAGGCCCGUGAUGGGGGGCUUCCCUUCUACAACUCGACGGUCCCCCUUCAGGUGACUGUGGUCGCUCCUGAGGUUCCUCUGCCCAAAUUCACAGAGCCACUGUACACUUUCUCAGCCGCUGAAGACGUUCCCGUGGGCACAGAGAUCGGAAUAGUAAGGGCCAAUUCGGACACCCCUCUCAUAUACAGCCUGGUAAACGGCAACACAGUGGACAGUAACAAGGACAAGGUUUUCAGCUUGGACCAAGAGAGCGGCACCCUGCUGGUGGAGAAGACCAUCGACCAUGAGAGGACAAAAUGGUACCAGAUUGACGUGCUGGCACAAGGGAACCAUAACGGUACCGAGGUGGCGUCUCUGGUCUCUGUCAACAUCCAGGUCCAGGAUGUGAAUGAUAACCAGCCCGUGUUUGAGGCAAACCCAUACCGGGCAUACCUGGCGGAGAACAUGCCUGCUGGUACCACCGUCAUCCAGGUGACCGCCAACGACCCGGACAUGGACAUCAACGGUCAGGUGACCUACAGCCUGGAGCCGGCGCCCGGGGGCAACCCCGCCGUCAACGACGUGUUCUCCAUUGACGGCGACAGUGGCUGGAUCACGGUGGCGCGCCCGGUGGACUGCGAGGCGGCCAGGCUGUACCGCUUCCUCGUGGUGGCCACGGACCACGGCGGCGACGCGGCACUGUCCUCCUCCGUGGCAGUGGAGGUGACGGUGACGGACGAGAACGACAACGCGCCGCACUUCACCGAGGACGUGUACCGCGGCUCCACGCUGGAGAACCGCUGGCCCAGCGGCGUCAUCGCCUCCAUGACGACCACGGACGCCGACGUCUCCCUGGAGAACCGGCUGGUGACGUGCUACAUCACAGACGGGGACCCUAUGGGGCAGUUUGCCAUCAUCCAAGAGGAAGAGGGGGAGUGGGGUCUGAUUCUGAAAGAGCCCCUGGAUAGGGAGGCGAAGGACCGGUACACCCUGCAGAUCACUGCCACUGACGGGAAGUUUCAGGCCCUAGCCACUGCCGAGGUCCACGUGCUGGAUGUCAACGACAACAGCCCAGAGUGUCAACAGCUUGUGUACACGGAGGUGGUGAUGGAGAACUCCCCGUCCAAUGUGUUCAUCCUCAAAGUGUCGGCAUCGGACCGCGAUACAGGGGCUCACGGCCUGGUCUCCUACAGCCUGCACGGCCCCGACGCAGACAAGUUCCAUCUCGACCAACAGACAGGGGAGCUCUUCACCAUGGCCGUGUUGGACCGCGAGCAAGAGAUGGAGCAUAACCUUGUUGUCAAGGCGACGGACGGCGGCGGGAGUUCGUGCCAGGCGGACAUCUUGCUGAUGAUCCAGGACAUGAACGACAACCCACCGCGGUUCUCCUCCCACCGCUACGAGGUGACCGUGUUCGACAACACCACGGUCCGAACGCCGCUCGCCGUCCUCUACGCCAAGGACACCGACACUGGAAUCAACUCUGAGGUCCGGUACACCCUCGUGAGCGGCGACGGGGGCUACUUCUCAUUGGACGAGUUCUCGGGGAUCCUGCGUCUGGAGCGCCCGCUGAGCCCCGAGACGCGGACCGCCUUCGAGCUCCAGGUGAAGGCGUGGGACCGCGGACUGCCACACCAACUCUCCUCGGUCGCCACGGUGACGGUGAACGUGGUCUCCCUGGAUGACUACCAGCCCGUCUUCCUCAGCUCCGAGUACACCGCCCAGCUCCCAGAAUCCCUUGCGGUGGGGUCGGAGGUGCUGAGCGUCUCGGCGCUCAGCGGCGGCGACGCCGGCGGUCCCGACAGGAUCCUCUACAGCAUCGUGUCCGGGAACGAAGACGGACGCUUCCUCCUGGACCAGCAUGCAGGUCUGCUGACCCUGGCGCGGGCCCUGGACUACGAGGUCCACAGGGAGUACUACAUCUCCAUCGAGGGCACGCGCGGCCGGGCGGGGCUCGGCGACAGCGCCAUGGUGAUCGUCAACGUGACGGACGUCAACGACAACGUGCCGGUGUUCCAGCGGGCCACGUACAGCGCCCACGUCCCCGAGAGCCUGACGCCAGGCAACGCUGUGCUGCAGGUGGUGGCUACAGACCGAGACGGUCCGCUCCACAGCCUCCUGCGCUACUCCAUCGUGGACGGAGACCCCCGGCAGCAGUUCUCCAUCCAUCAACGCAGCGGAGAGAUCUCCACCCGCACCGGCCUGGACAGAGAGCAGACUCCUCACUACUCCUUGACGGUUCAGGCAGCAGACGAGGGGCAUCCUCCUCUCUCCACGGCGGUCCAGGUGACCGUUACCGUCGGCGACGUCAACGACAACGCUCCUGCCUUCUCCCAUAUCACCCAUAAUCUGCUGCUGCAGGAGGGCGAGGCGGUGGGAAGCGGGGUCCUACAGCUCCGCGUGUCGGACCAAGACGAGCCCAAGAACGGGCCCCCCUUCUCCUUCCACAUCGUCAGCGGCAACGAAGACCGCCGCUUCCAGGUCGACCAGGGAGGUCUGCUGUCACUCGCUGCGCCGCUCAGAAAGAAAGUGCGCCCACGGCACCAGCUGAAGAUACAGGUGACGGACAGCGGCCACCCCCCCCUCUCCUCCAUCUGCGUGGUGAACGUCAACGUGACGGAGCAGAGCCGCUACCCGCCCUCUCUGGUCCCGUUGGAGGUCUUCAUCACCACCAAAGGGGGGCUCUUCGCCAACCGGGUCAUCGGCCGGCUGCACGCCAGCGACCAGGACCCCCAGGACGUGCUGACCUACAGCCUGGUCUCGGAGAGCCCCGCCGGGGCCCGCUUCUCCGUCGAAAGGGCCGACGGCAAGAUCUGGGCGGACGAGGCCCUGGAGCCCGGCUCGUACGCGCUCAACGUCAGCGUGACCGACGGGAAGUUCAGCGUCUGGACCGGGGUCAAGGUCCACGUGUGGGUGGCAGACCAGCGAGUGCUGGACGCCGGGUUGACCCUCCAGCUGCUGGGGAUGACCCCGGGAGAGUUCCUGGGAGAUCACUGGAGAGGCCUCCAGCGAAGCCUGGGAGUCGCCCUCGGAGUGCCCCGGCAGGAGCUGCACCUGGCCAGCCUGCAGCAUCUACCCCACUCCCAGGUCCUGGAGGCCCUGCUGACCUGGAGGUCUCUCGAUGGUUCAGUUCAGUCCCUCCCCACUACCCGUCUAGCAGGUAUUAUCUCGGACCUGGAGGACUCCCUGGGGCUCAGCAUCCAGAGUGUGAGCCAUAACGGGUGCCUGGGGACAGGGUGCCCAUCGAGGGGCUGCAGGAACGCUGUACGGCUGGCGGGAGACCGACUCAACCACUACACCACCGCCAGAGCCAGCUUCAUCACCCCUCACCACGCCUGGGAGAGUGUGUGUCCGUGUAACGGCUCGGCGCUGAGGUUCACGGGCGAGGGCUACGUCAGGUACCUCCACCACAUGGACGAGGACUCCCAGGCCUUCCGGCUCUCGCUGAGGUUCAGGACCUUCCAGAAACAGGGACUCCUCAUGGCCACCAACGCCAGCGACUGGGGCACCUUGCAGUUGACCAACGGGGAGCUGCAGUUCCAGUACCGCUGUGGCAGCGGCCUGCCGGGUUCCCUGGUCUUGCGGGCGGUGCCGGUGUCGGACGGCCGCUGGCACCACCUGCAGCUGGUGGUCAACUCCACCCGCAUGUGGCUGACCCUGGACUACGAGCACACCGCCUCCAACGCCACCGAGCCCUGCCGCAUGAUGCGCUCCCACGGCGCUCUGCUCCUGGCCUCCGCCACCCCCGACGCCCCCCCCGGCGCCCGGGAACUCCCGCCCGCUUUCAUUGGCUGCCUCGAGGGCCUCGAGUUCAACGGGCAGCCGGUCAAGGCGGGGGACGCGGGUCAAUGGGCAGGGCCCGGCCUCAGGCGGGUGUUCGGGGCGUACCAAUGUUGCAACCCGCUAGGGGGGUGCUCCCCUGGCCUGUGCCUGAAUGAAGGAGUCUGCGAGGAGACGGCUGAGGGAGAGCCGCAGUGCCGUUGUCCCGGGAACCACCACGGCCCACGAUGCUCGCUCGCAGACAACCCCUGCCUGUCCCAGCCGUGCACACAUGGGGCCGUGUGCACACCCAAGCCCGUGGGAUACUUCUGCAAUUGCUCCCAGGACAUCCCUGGCGCACGGUGCCACAACCUGAUCGAUGGAUGUUCCCCGAGCCCCUGUGGAGGGGGGCAUGGCUGCAAGUUAAUUGAGGGGUAUGCCCACUGCGACCCCCUGCCCCUGGUGUCGACUAUGAUUGGCAUGGUGGAGAUCAUGGAGAUCUGCGCCUGCGUUCUGGGCCUGCUCCUCCUCGUCGCCGGCUUCGUGUGCGUGCGGAAGCGCUACGUCAGCCACAAUAAGAAGAAACCCAAGUGUGUCCAGGACUCCAACGGCUACUCCCAGCCUAGUCUGACCAAGAGCAUGAUGAAGGACCCCCCGGAGGGGUACCCCAUGGAGAUGAGCUCCUUGGCGCACUCCCCCACCUCCAACGACCUGGACAGCACCCCCUUCAGGUCGCUGCGGCCGCGCAGCCAGAUCAUCUCGGCGGGGGGCGGGGUCCCCUGCUGCCCGAGGCCUCAGGGGCCCGUGGUGUGCAGCGUGGCCCCCAACCUCCCGGCCAGACCCCCGUCCAGCUCCGACAAUGACUCCAUCAGGAAGAACCAGUGGGACAUGGACUACGAAGUGUACCCGGCCGACCCGGACUACUUCGGCCACCCCGCCGCGCGGGGCUUCCCCCAGUUCGACAUCGUGGAGGACGCCUACUCCACCGGCACUACCGACUCCCGUCGCAACUCCCGCUUCGGGGGCUUCCCCUUCCCCCUGGAGCGCAGCGACCGCCGGGCGCCGCUGCCCCCCUGCUAUAGCAACCAGAACCUGGACGACUUCCUGGGGCCGGACGGCCUGCCGCUGCCCAGAGCCCAGUGCCCCAACGAGUACACGGCCGUCAGCUACUACCCCAGCGCGCGCACACGCAGCCUGGACAACGUGUCGGGCGGCUACAAGAGACUCAGCAUGCGUCUGAGCAUGGCCAUGCCGUCGUACGCCGAGGACGACAGCCUUCCGCCGCUGCCGUCGCUGCCCUCGCCGCCGCCGCCGCCGCCGCCGCCCAUAAAGGGCACCAAGGCCCAGACCCGGCCCGCGGGGCAGACCCCCAGGGUCUCCUACGGGGGCUCGGACCUGGUGGAGAGCGACUACGGAAGCUCCGAGGAGGUCAUGUUCUAGUGGGAUGCGUUCUGUUCUCUUUGAGUCCCGCCCGCGGCGGACAGGACGCAGGGUGAACCAGCGGGGGGGGGUCGGUUGGAGGUUCACAAACGUUUCUCUGCCUGAGGGAGGCUUCAAACCUCCUUCCCCAGAACAGCGUUAGCGACAGCUGAUGGUUAACAACAAAGGAGAAGAGGUCUGCUACCCUUCAUAACAGAGUCACAAAGAAAGUGUAGCAGACUGCUACAGAAGAAGUUUGAGUUUUCAGGUCAGAAGCCAGCCCCUGCUAUAUCGCACCUUUUGUGUCUGCUCAACCCCUCCCCCACCAAGUGGGAAUGAAUGAACCAUUGAUUACCAUUUAGGAAAUGCAUUAUUUUUUUUUGUUACAUCGAGAGUAGUGGAAACCACGUAGAAACCACUUGCAGGGGUCAUAGUGGCCUGAAUGAAAAAAAAACUUCAAUUUAGUCCAUUCCAUUUAUCCAUGUGUUGUGUUUGUUCUAUGAAUUAGUGAUGCGUGUGCUCUGAGUUAAAUAUGUUUGUGCUUUGAUGCAAAAGCAGAUUUGGAUGGAUUUGGAUGGCUUGGAUGUUGUUGCUCUAGCAGUGGCUGCUACCGGCUCUUAAAGUUUUUGGAUUAUAACAAUCCUUUGUCGAUCUCGUCGUCAGGGAUGGUUGCAUUUCAAGAAAGAAUUAACAUAGCUUGUGUUUGCAUUUGUAUGAUUCAUAUUUUUGGUAAAAAAAUAAAGAAAAAAAAGGAAAUAUAAAUGGAAAUUACAGAGCUAAAAAGGGGGGGGUUGUAUCUAUAGCUUCUACACGUUUCUAUGGCACAUCUGGACUUAAGUGAAUUACAUUUCAUGCUGAAACAUUUCAUCGAAUGGCCUGUCCUUGUGGUUGAAUAACACGGGGCUGGAUCCUCGUGGCUAUCUUAGAGAAAACAUUCAUACCCAGGACUAAAUAAGUAUUGGAAUAGAUGUGUUGCCUCUGUAAAUACCAAAGCUUUUAUUUUCUACUGUGCUCUUAUUAUUUCCUCGAUUUUUUUAAUUGGUGUGCGAUGGUGAACUGUGUUUAGUUACAGUAGUAGAUAAACGUAUGCGCACAAAAAGGGAGCUACUCAGCAAUAGAUCAAAUAAAUUCCCGCCCCCCACUUCAUAGCUCGAUAUCAGCGCAGGAACCCCGAAGAAAACCAGUUCAAAGCCCUGGAGUAAUGUGGAUCAAAUAAGAGGUCUUGUUUACUUGAGCCCAUGCAUACAAGCCCCAUUAAUACGGCUGAUCAAGUACCUCUUCCAGAGACACCAAAACAGAAACGUUUAGAACUGUUAUCGUUGAGCAUUAUUAGUCGUAUUAAAGUGGUCAGGUUUGAUAUUGUAGUAGCCUAGGCGUCUUAAAAGGAAAGCAACUGAAAAUGUAACAUUAUUGAUCAUCAACCAUUUAACAUUUAACAAAUUCAUCAGUUGUAGAUACACUUAUUUCACUAAGUUAACGCAAGGCAUAAUGUUUAGGCAUAUCAAGGACAAUUUUUGAUCUUCUCAGGUACGCUUAAUGGUACGCAUACUCUGUGGAGGUGACUUAUCAGAAAAAUAUCUGUGGACCUACCUGUGUGCACGAUGCCCUUUGAUGUUAUCUAAUCCAUGUAGUUAAAACAUACAACAAGCGCACAUAAAUUACACAUCUAAGUAAUUUUGGCAAUAAAACAAAUGUCCGUAGA